UCGCUCAGGCGCCUAUCAUCCCUCCUGGGUGCAGGGCGAUAUCAGAGCACUUCUCGUGCACAGCUGCAGGCGAGCAGACGUUCUUCUCUUCGGUGCAAGGCACGCCAUGGGACCCAUCCGAAAUCCCGUCAUCAAGUUUUCUCAGAUCUUCAUCAACAACGAGUUCGUCGACUCCAAGUCUGGGAAGACAUUCGCCACGUUUAACCCGGUGAAUGAGGAAAAGAUAGCUGAUGUCCAGGAAGGGAGCAAGGAAGACAUCGACGCGGCCGUGAAAGCAGCGAGAGAAGCCUUCAGGCGCGGCUCCAAGUGGCGAACCAUGGACGCUUCACAGCGCGGCACCAUCAUCAACAGUUUGGCCGACCUGAUGGAACAGAACGCCGACUAUAUGGCGAGCUUGGAAACCUUGAACAAUGGGAAACCAUUCACGGAAGCCAUACAGGACAUCAAGUUUGGCGUGAAAUGUCUGCGAUACUGCGCCGGGUACAGCGACAAGGUCCAUGGGAAAACAGUUCCAGCAGAUGGUGAUGUUUUCGUCUAUACAAGGCGCGAACCGGUUGGAGUCAUCGGGCAAAUUAUUCCGUGGAACGUGCCGAUGGUGAUGUUCUGCUGGAAGAUCGGCUCUGCCCUGUGCACGGGAAACACGGUUGUUGUGAAGCCGGCAGAGCAGACGCCGUUGACGGCGCUGUACGCGGCCAGCCUGGUGCGCGACGCUGGCUUUCCCCCGGGCGUCGUAAACGUGGUGCCGGGAUUCGGGGAGACCGCGGGCGCCGCCCUCUCCAACCACAUGGACGUCGACAAGAUCGCCUUCACUGGAUCCACGCAGGUUGGCCGACUGAUGCUGAAGGCCUCGGGUGACACAAACUGCAAGCGCGUGUCACUGGAGCUCGGCGGAAAGAGUCCGCUGAUUGUCUUCCCAGAUGCUGACCUGCAAGUGGCGGCGACUGUGGCGCACCUCAGCGUGUUCCUGAAUACAGGCCAAGUGUGCUGCGCCCCGACGCGUAUCUUCGUGCAUCAGGACGUGUACGAGCAGUUCGUUGCCGUCUCCGUCAAGAUGGCACAGGCGCGCGUGCUGGGGGAUCCCUUCGAAAGCACCACCAACCAGGGACCGCAGGUCAGCAAGGAGCAGAUGGAGCGUGUGCUGGGCUACGUGGAGGCCGGCAAGCGCGAAGGCGCCCGGCUGCAGUGCGGAGGCCAGCGCCACGGCAGCCGCGGCUACUUCGUCCAGCCCACGGUGUUCUCCGACGUGCACGACGACAUGACCAUCGCCCGCGAGGAAAUCUUCGGCCCCGUGCAGAGCCUCUUCAAGUUCAGCUCCACCGAGGAGGUCAUCGAGCGCGCCAACAGGACCACGUACGGACUCGCCGCGGGACUCUUCACCCGCGACCUGAACACGGCGCACACUGUGUCGCACGCCCUCCAAGCGGGCGUCGUUUGGAUCAACACGUUUAUGGAAAUCAGCCCGCAGACUCCGUUCGGAGGUUACAAGAUGUCAGGACUUUCGCGCGAAAUGGGCGAAGAAGGCAUCCUGGCAUACACGGAAGUUAAAACGGUCAUCACGAAGGUAACGGAGAAGAAUUCCUGAAUAUAUUACAUCAAAAGGAUGCAUGGUGCAGCUUUUGUAACUCACGCUGCCUGGCAAUUUUCGCUCCUCGCUUGAGCUCCUCUAAAAUAUAUUUUUGGCUAUUGUAGGUAAA
Molecule: messenger RNA, 1694 nt
Organism: Dermacentor silvarum
Lineage: Eukaryota; Metazoa; Arthropoda; Arachnida; Ixodida; Ixodidae
Product: aldehyde dehydrogenase 1A1
Exons: 12
Coding region: 107-1582 (491 amino acids)
Molecular function (GO): aldehyde dehydrogenase (NAD+) activity
Source: RefSeq, a predicted model, not a curated record